Neofelis nebulosa (Clouded leopard) is the source of this 1792-nucleotide messenger RNA. RefSeq names its product autophagy related 4A cysteine peptidase (gene ATG4A). Lineage: Eukaryota; Metazoa; Chordata; Mammalia; Carnivora; Felidae. The transcript has 13 exons. The record is from RefSeq and is a predicted model, not a curated record. Bases 137 to 1333 code for a protein of 398 amino acids. Gene Ontology annotation, molecular function: protein-phosphatidylethanolamide deconjugating activity.
GCAAUUCCGGGAGGGGAGGCGCCUUUGCGGCGGUCGCCGGCGCUGCCCCUAGCAGCGCGGAACUACAAGUCCCAGGGUCUUUGCGGCCGCCGUAGUCAAGUGGCCGGUGGAAUUGGCCCAGGAUGACAGCUGGAGAAUGGAGUCAGUUUUAUCCAAAUAUGAAAACCAGAUUACUAUUUUUGCUGACUACCUAGAAGAAUUUCCAGAUACGGAUGAGCUGGUAUGGAUCUUGGGGAAACAGCAUCUCCUUAAAAUGGAAAAAUCUAAGCUGUUGUCUGAUAUAAGUGCUCGUCUGUGGUUUACAUACAGAAGGAAAUUUUCACCAAUUGGGGGAACUGGCCCUUCAUCAGAUGCCGGCUGGGGAUGCAUGCUCCGCUGUGGACAGAUGAUGCUGGCUCAAGCUCUUAUCUGCAGACACUUGGGCAGGGACUGGAACUGGGAGAAACAAAAAGAACAACCCAAAGAAUACCAACGGAUCCUACAGUGCUUCUUAGAUAGAAAGGAUUGUUGCUACUCUAUCCAUCAAAUGGCACAAAUGGGUGUAGGAGAAGGGAAAUCAAUUGGCGAAUGGUUUGGACCAAAUACAGUUGCACAGGUGUUAAAAAAACUUGCUUUAUUUGACGAAUGGAAUUCCUUGGCUGUUUAUGUUUCAAUGGAUAACACAGUGGUCAUUGAAGAUAUCAAAAAAAUGUGCUGCGUCCUUCCCUCAAGUGCUGACACAGUUGGUGAGAGCCCCCCUGGCACUCUGAAUGCUUCGAAUCAGAGUAGGGGCACCUUUGCCUGCUGCCCAGCCUGGAAACCCCUGCUGCUUAUUGUGCCCCUUCGCCUGGGCAUAAACCAAAUCAAUCCUGUCUAUGUCGAUGCGUUCAAAGAGUGUUUUAAGAUGCCCCAGUCUUUAGGGGCCUUAGGAGGAAAACCAAAUAACGCCUAUUAUUUCAUAGGAUUCUUAGGUGAUGAGCUCAUUUUCUUGGACCCUCACACAACCCAGACUUUUGUUAACACCGAGGAAAAUGGAACAGUUGAUGACCAGACUUUCCAUUGCCUGCAAUCCCCUCAGCGAAUGAACAUCUUGAACUUGGAUCCUUCCGUAGCAUUGGGAUUUUUCUGCAAAGAAGAAAAAGACUUUGAUAACUGGUGUAGCCUUGUUCAGAAGGAAAUUCUAAAGGAAAAUUUAAGGAUGUUUGAAUUAGUUCAGAAACACCCAUCGCACUGGCCUCCCUUUGUUCCUCCAGCUAAGCCAGAAGUGACAACCUCUGGGGCAGAAUUCAUCGACUCUACUGAGCAACUAGAGGAGUCUGACCUGGAGGAAGAUUUCGAAAUUCUGAGUGUAUAGAAUAAUGGAACCUCAUCUUGGUGAUCUGUCUUCCACCUGGCACCAGAAGAACACGAAGCCCUUACAAUAACACUUUUCUAGUCAGCAAGUGCCUGAUAUGCCAACAGCAUACAAACUUGAUAGUAAUCAUGACUGAGCCAAUCACCAUUUCUCAGAAAACAAACAACAGCAACCCUUCCCCAGAAUGAACUAGAACAAUCAUGGAAUGUAGGAGCAGAAAGAUUAGGAGCUGUCCCUUGCUUCCCAGCUUGUCUUACCUGGCCACCGCAAGUCUUCAGCUACUGAAACAAGAAGGUGGAGGUCAGACAGCAGCUCCCACCUUGCUUCCAGCACCAGCAGAGGAGAGAUGGUUACCCUGUACUUCUUCACCCUUUCAGGUGUGACCUCUUUGGGGCUAAAUACUAAGAAGCAAUCUAUUCUCUUUCUCUAAUAAUAAAGUGAUUGCAUCAGGGAGAGAAA